Molecule: messenger RNA, 1468 nt
Organism: Populus euphratica (Euphrates poplar)
Lineage: Eukaryota; Viridiplantae; Streptophyta; Magnoliopsida; Malpighiales; Salicaceae
Product: serine/arginine repetitive matrix protein 1
Exons: 1
Coding region: 255-1205 (316 amino acids)
Source: RefSeq, a predicted model, not a curated record
UAAUUAUAGACUGCAUUGACCAUGCUACAUCCUCGUGGUCCAUGAUGUAGGGGACUUAUACACAUGUUCACACUCCUCCUUCAAGCUCUCCACUUGUUUGCCUCUGUCUCUUGUUCAAAACCAUCUCACUGGACUCCAGGUUCCAGCUUGUGUUUUUUUCCCUCUAGAAAGCCAAAGCUCACCAUUGACCAAUUCUUGAGCUAAUCCCAGCAACAGCAUGUGAAUCUUUCUAUCAUUUCUUGAAUUUAUCUAUAAUGGGGUGUUGUGUUAGCACCGACAACAAUGAACCUUCAAAGCUUAAAAAACAGCAACAUUUUCAAGUAGGAUCUGAAUCUUUGAAGCCAACUAAGUCACCACCUCCUUCACUUUACCAAGAAGAAACAGUAAAAGAAGUCCUCUCUGAGACUCCCAAACCCAAACCACCAAAAAAUCCCAUAAAGAAUCCCCAUCUAGAAAAUGGCCCACGGCAUCAAGAAGUCCACAAGAAGGAAAGUAUCCACUUUGACCCAGCAUUUCUUGAUGAGAUCAAGAUUCAGGAAAACAGGUUCAAGAAAAUAUCAAAAGAAGAAGUUCAUCAUCAAGGUCAGAUCUCCGAACAAGAUGAAUCUGAAGUUUGCAGCUUGAGCUAUAGUGAAAGCAUUUCGACAACAACAACAACAAACAACAAUGACAAACGGGAUUAUUAUUAUGAUGAUGAUGAUGAUGAAGUGAAGCAAAGAGUGUCAAGAUCUCCACUGCCACCAAGAAACCGGGUUUCAGGUGAGUUGGGUCCGAGAAAAGACCGGGUCGUGGGCAAGUCACCCACCCGGAGAACAACCGAACAGUCACCAAGCAAGAGAAACGGUGCAAUCAAUGGAGGAUCAGUUAGGUUGGUUCAAAGCAGGGAAAUUAGUUCAGGUCAAGCGGGAGUUAGGAGGGGCUCGAGACCAGACCCAAAAAAGAGAGACCCGGGUGAAGGGUCAGCGAGAAGGUCCAGGUCCCCUGCCACUAAUAGAUCUGUAAUGGGUCGAAGCCCGUCCACAAGAAGGACAAAUCAAUCCCCAGGUCGGGUCAGGAAGGAUGCGUAUGAGGUUGUUGGUAAUGGUAGCAUGGAAAAUGGCAUGGAGGCCAAGUGGCCAAGUAGUAGUGAUGUUGCUAAUGGGACUACAAAUGACGAGUCGCUAGAAAACCCACUUGUGUCUCUCGAAUGUUUUAUCUUUCUUUGAACGAGGAAUAUUCCACCGUGAUCGCCGGAGUUAUGUUUCACGGUGAUAAUAGCCGCCACUAGGUUCACUUCACUGGCCUUUUUAGUUUUUCCGGGUUGCUUUUAGUUAUCUUUUUGUUAUGUGAAUAUAUAUAUCUAGUCACGAGGGGAGAUUGUGUUAAGGCUACUUGGAUGUGCAAUGCCAUUAAAUGACCAUUGAUUCCCUUCAUUUUUCUUGCCUUAUUUGCCAAGUUCUCUGCCCAUAAGAUUGGUGGUCUUCUGCUG